This is a messenger RNA of Haemonchus placei, 594 nucleotides long. NCBI's taxonomy places the organism in Eukaryota, Metazoa, Nematoda, Chromadorea, Rhabditida, Trichostrongylidae. The record is from the annotation of a GenBank genome assembly.
AUGGCUGUCUUUAUCUGCGUUGAGUUGGAAUCUAUUGUCGGACUUCCCGAAAUCAUGAACUGUCUGCUUGAAAAAAGUAUCAAGUUCACGGUGUCGAAAGAUCGUCGAAGUCUCUGUGAUACAUGUAGUGCAAAGGACGACUCCCUACAGCUUUCAUCGACCACAUCUAUAACCCCUGUGAUUCCUACAUCAACACCUUCGUCGAUCUCGCUGGAGCAAAUCGAAUCAUAUCCUCGGUCGGAGAGCGUCGACAGUGAGGUCCACGAUAUGGUCAAGAGUGAGGACUGUACGGCACAGUUUAGCGAUAUUCAGACUAUUACGCCAGUAAACGACGAUAUGGAUGAAACGGAUCUUGUCGCAUGCGGUUCGGAACUCUUGCAACAGGUCUCGGCUAAUUUCUCAUCAUAUCAGGAGAGGCCGAAAAACUUCACGGACAGCGAGAUGUCAUUGAUUCGUGAGAAAGGUGCUGGUAGUGCUCCAAAACAGUGUCAGCUGUGUGGCCAUUGGAUAACCGCCAAGAAUGUAAGAGCACACGUAGCAACGCAUCUCACCAUCAGGAGGUAUGAAAGUCAACGUGGAUUCAACCGAUUAUGA